Molecule: messenger RNA, 2418 nt
Organism: Williopsis jadinii
Lineage: Eukaryota; Fungi; Ascomycota; Saccharomycetes; Phaffomycetales; Wickerhamomycetaceae
Gene: VSB1
Product: Vsb1p
Exons: 1
Coding region: 1-2418 (805 amino acids)
Cellular component (GO): membrane
Source: RefSeq, a predicted model, not a curated record
AUGAAGCUGGCAUCGUACAUCCCCUCGGUGAUCUUGGGGCUGCUGCUGAACAUCCUGGAUGGCUUAUCCUACGGUAUGAUCAUAUUCCCCAUAGGCGAACGUAUCUUUGCCAAUCUCGGCUCUGCAGGGCUGUCCAUGUUCUACGUGUCGUGUAUCAUUUCACAGUUGAUCUACUCGCUGGGAGGCUCUGCCUUCAAGGCUGGCAUAGGCUCGGAGAUGAUUGAAGUCACUCCUUUCUUCCAUGCCAUGGCGGCAGCCAUAACUCAUGAGAUCGGUGAAGACUCGCCAGACGUUGUCAUUGCAACGACCAUCACGGCGUAUGCUUUCUCCUCCAUCAUCACAGGCGCCAUAUUCUUUCUCCUGGGUAAGUUCAAGCUGGGCCAGCUUGUGGCGUUCUUCCCACGUCAUAUCCUCAUCGGCUGUAUAGGAGGUGUUGGUUACUUCCUCGUGGUGACGGGAAUGGAGGUGUCGUCGAAGCUGGGCAGCUUUGAGUACAAUUGGCCCUAUCUUUCUUCGUUGUUCGAACUGUCAACCUUUUUCAAGUGGUUCCUGCCCGUGUUUUUGACUGUUGGCCUCAUCGUGCUACAGCACUUCAACCACAACUCGCUGAUACUUCCUUCCUACUUCAUCCUGGUGUUCAUCAUCACACACAUCCUCAUCAUCGUGGUGCCAACAUGGGACUUGGAAUCGGCCAGAGACUCUGGAUAUAUGUUCUCGUCUGGUCCAAAUUCAAAUGCCCCAUGGUAUGAAUUCUACACACUGUACAACUUUAAAGUGGUUCGUUGGGGAGUUCUGUUCCAGCAGGUGCCAACUAUGCUUGCGCUUACGUUCUUUGGGAUCCUCCACGUGCCAAUCAACGUUCCUGCCCUGGCUGUGUCAAUGAAACAAGAUGAGGUGGACGUUGAUAGAGAGCUCAUCGCGCAUGGCUUGAGUAAUCUAGUCUCUGGUGCAGUGGGGAGUAUUCAAAACUAUCUUGUCUACACGAACUCUCUGUUGUUCAUGCGUGCUGGAGCUGACUCGAGAGUGGCUGGUGUUAUGCUUGCACUGGCAACAUUCGCAGUGUUGCUCGUUGGUCCCGUUGUCAUUGGGUUCAUCCCUGUCUGUGUUGUUGGAAGUUUGAUCUUCCUUCUCGGCUACGAACUGCUCAAGGAAGCACUUUGGGAUACUUGGGGAAGAGUCAGUGGUGUUGAGUAUGGUACAAUCUUGGUGAUUGUCCUGACAAUGGGUGUUUACGACUUCGUGAUUGGUAUCGUUGUUGGUGUUAUCCUCGCAAGUUUCCACUUUCUGUGGGAAAAUACAAAGAUUCCAAUCAUUACGAAUGCCUAUACAGGCGAGGUUGCAAGAUCCACAGUCAUCAGACAUCCAUUGCAAGAGCAAUUCUUGCAUAGGAUUGGUAAGCAGAUUUACGUCUUGAAACUGCAGAGUUUCCUUUUCUUUGGAACCAUUGGUAAAGUUGAGAAGGAGAUCAAAAAGCUAUUCGACACUGAUAACUUCCACAAGACACCUAUUCGCUACCUGAUUCUGGACUUCAAAAACGUCUUGAACAUUGAUUUCAGUGCUGCUGAGGGCUUGAACCGUAUCAGAAACUUCAUCUUUGAACAAGAUGCGUACAUGAUCAUAUCCAUCGGUGAUAAAGAUAUGAUUCUUGAUUCGUUGAGGAAGGUGGGCCUGUUCGACACAGAUAACAAGAAACUACAAGUGUUUCAAGACCUGAACAGCUCACUCGAAUGGUGUGAGAACGAAUUCCUCACCAAGUACAAGAAUUUCCAAAAGUUCAAGAAAGAACACCAAAAGACAUCGUCUAUCCCAAGAACUGCUAAGAAGCCAUCCUUUUCAACGUUGCCGAUCAACACCCCAAGAAAUACUAACUUUCUACAAGAGGCGUCGAACACGUACAAGAGAGAACUGGUUGAUCAACAGCAGGCAGUUAAAGAGGAUGAGCCACUGUCGCUGUUGAUGCUGUCGUUGCAAGGUGUGUCUACAAAGCCACGUGAAUUCUGGAAAAAGCUCAUACCAUAUUUCCAUUCACCAUUCACGCUGGCAAAUGGACAAACGUUGUCUUUCAAGAUCACGGACUCUUUCUUUGUAUUGGUUGAGAAAGGUGUUGUAACCGUUGACCUCCACACCAAUAUUUCGGAUGAAGGAGGUGUGCCUAUUAUCCAUGAGACUUUACUACCUCGUACUAUCAUUGGCCGUUUUGCUGGUGGCAGCGAGGAUGUCUCGUCUGGUCACAAGCGUCGUCUCAUCAACUCUUUCAAGGCGAAGAAAGACUGCAAGUAUUGGGAGAUUGAUGACAAGGCACUGAACCGGUUAAGGGCCGAGGAGCCAGAACUGUUUAUGGAGCUGAUGCUCGUUGUCAUGAAGAUGAACGAGGAGAGAUUCGAAAACUUCACUGGUUAUGCACUCAUCAGUACGUGA